GGAGAUACACACCUCUGAGUGUGUGUGUGUGUGAGUGUGUGUUGAUGGUGCUGUAGCUGUGUGUGUGUCUGUGUGUGUGUGUGUGUGAAGCUGGGAUGUCUGCACUGAAGAGUCUUGUACCCGCGCGCUUCCUCACACUGACUGCUCACCUGGUCAUCAUCAUCACCAUCUUCUGGUCUCGCGAUAAUAAUAUUCAGUCAUGUCUGCCACUGGAGUUCACAGAAGAUCAGUACAGAACAGAAGACACACGGCUGACCGUGGCUCUGUCUGUGACUCUGGCUCUGUUUGUGCUGGAGCUGGCUGGAUUUCUGUCUGGAGUCUCCAUGUUCAACACUAAUCAGGCUCUGCUGUCUCUGAUCACACACUCCAGCGCGUGUGUGUGUUUGUCCUUCUUCGUUUUCCAUCAGUGGCCCUGCUGGACGUACUGGAUCAUCUUCAGCAUCUGCAGUGUGUUUCCAGCUGUCCUGGAGCUAUUCCUGCUGCUCUCCCUGAGGGUGCUGUGAGUGUGUGUUUUCUCCACAUGAGGACUCUGAGGAACAGAAACACACACACACACACUGCUUCACUUCUGCUUUACACACUCCUGUCGGCUCCUCGGACCUGCAUCUACUUGUUUCUACUUUCUGUGUGUUUUAUAAAGAGAUGAAAGCGGAGUCUGUGUCUGGAUCAGCUGUGUUUGUACGAUUAUAUUAUUGAGGAUUUCAUCAAUAUGUAAUUUAAAGAGCAGCUAUUAUGCAGAAAUCACUUUAAUGCUGUGUGUCAGCAGUGUGUGAGUAUCUCCAGCAGACUCUGAUGCUCAACAGUAAUCAAGUGUGUUUAUUAUAAUCAGACUUGAUGCAGAAGCACUUUGAUUGACAUUCUCCAUUUGUACGUGUCAUCAGAGGGGGAAAGCCCCGCCCACUAGUGCCCAUCUCUCCAUCUCAUUAACAUAAACAGCAGCCCUGAGUGAGAAGCAGCCGUCUGUCCAUUAUCCAUUAGAGUGUUUGAGCUGCUGAAGAUAAUGUCAGCAUAGACUAAGAGGAUUCUAGAUGUGGAGUUUUGGAUGAUAUUUAAAGAUAUUUUUAGUUUAGUUUAGUCUAACAUUUUAACUUUAGACCUAUAAUUUGAAUGUAUUACCCAUUACAGCAUAAAUUCAGUUUUUAAUCGAUUAUUUGAUUUCAUAAUUGUAAUUUUUAUGAGAUAAUUUUGAGAAUAAUUUACCAAAUUAUGUUUAUUUUUCUAUAUGUGGGCUUCUAUACAUCUAAAACAGUACAAUAAAAUCAGUAUGCAUAAAUGUAAAUAGUGUAUAGAUGGACAGAUGUAGGUGGCA
Messenger RNA from Danio aesculapii, 1309 nucleotides. It is a transcript of the gene tmem107, whose product is annotated as transmembrane protein 107. Gene Ontology annotation, cellular component: MKS complex. Gene Ontology annotation, biological process: protein localization to ciliary transition zone; non-motile cilium assembly. Lineage: Eukaryota; Metazoa; Chordata; Actinopteri; Cypriniformes; Danionidae. The record is from RefSeq and is a predicted model, not a curated record. The coding region runs from base 96 to 503 and encodes 135 amino acids. The transcript is spliced from 5 exons.